Messenger RNA from Polistes canadensis, 6141 nucleotides. It is a transcript of the gene Efa6, whose product is annotated as PH and SEC7 domain-containing protein 2. The coding region runs from base 1241 to 4753 and encodes 1170 amino acids. The record is from RefSeq and is a predicted model, not a curated record. NCBI's taxonomy places the organism in Eukaryota, Metazoa, Arthropoda, Insecta, Hymenoptera, Vespidae. The transcript is spliced from 14 exons. Gene Ontology annotation, biological process: regulation of ARF protein signal transduction. Gene Ontology annotation, molecular function: guanyl-nucleotide exchange factor activity; phospholipid binding; protein binding.
UUCUUUCUCUCUCUCUCUCUCUUUCUUUCUUUCUCAUUGAAAAACAUAAGGGAAGAGCGUGUCGCAAAGGAGCAUUUGCUCGGGAGAGUUGGGAGCACACGCGAGUGCGCGCGGGAGUGGCAAGGAAAGAGUUGAACGAGUCUUCUGUUCUUUUUGGUGUGUCUACCCUCUCUCUCUCUCUCUCUUUCUCUUUCUCUUUCAUUCUUUUUGUUGGUAGCUUCGCGUACGAAAGGCUACGCGUUGCCGGGCGUACGUAAGGAAGGAAGGAAGGAUGGAAGGAUGGAAGGAAGGAAGGAUAUAUGAAUAGAUAGAUAGAUAGAUAGAUAGAUAAAUAAAUAAAGAUAAUUAGAAAGAAAGAAAUCUAAUAUCAUAGAUAUAAUAAAUAGGUAAGAUAGAGAUAGAGAGAGAAAGAAAGAUGAACGUAUUAUAUACAGUGUGUGCAUGUCGACGAGGGGAAUAAAGUCAUUUAUUUCGUAUAUAUCGGACGGUGCAGUGCGCGAAAAGUGCGAGAGGGCAAUCGUGUCGUUUCUCUCUCUCUCUCUCUCUCUCUCUCUCUCUCUCUCUCUCUCUCUCUUUUUCUCUUUCUUUUUCUUUCUUUUUUUCUUUUAUUCGCGCUCGCGCGUGACUGUGUGUGGCGGGUAUCGCGUAAAAACGAGAAACGGGAAGAGGAGAUCGAGAUACACAGGAAUACUGACUUGGUAUAGUGAAGGAGAAAGAAGGAAGUAAAGAAGAAAGAAAAGAAAAGAAAAGAAGAAGAAGAAGAAAAAGAAAAAAAACAGAGGAAUCGUGGGGUGUGCUGAUGCUUGGUUAGAGGGGUAUGGGGGGGUGAGGUGGUUGGGAAGGGACAAUCGUAAGAGAGAAGAGAAAGAGAGUGAAAUAGAAAUAUAUUCAAGAACAAAAGAUUACAAAAUAAAGAAUAAAGAAACGAAAUAACUAACAACGACUAGGAUUAGGAAUUUAGGACUACGAUUAGGACAACGACGAGGACGACGACGACGACGACGACGACAACGACAAGGAAGAAAAGAAGGAAGAUAAAGGAAAGGAAUAAUAAAUCAGUGUCACAAAACACAAGGAAUAUAUUAUACGGAAAAAGACUAUAUUUAUAUGGCAAUUAUUAUAGUGCGCGUAUAAUAAUCAUUACGCGUGCGAUUGUUAAUAAUAAUAAUAAUAAUAAUAAUAUCGCGUGAAAAAGGUGCAUCCUCACAAAUGACAGGGAGGUGAUCAAUGUGCACGAAAUAUGGCUGAGGAGUUGGUGGUCACCCUGAACCGCGGCGGUGACUCCUCUGGAUUUGGUUUCUCCCUUUUGGGAACGGCGGGACUUCCUCACGUUAUUUACGACAUCGUUGAAAACUCGCCGGCUGCUAAGUGUGGGAAGGUCGAGGCCGGUGACGUCAUACUCAGGGUAAACGAAGUCGAUGUCAACCGAUUUAGUACUAAAGAAGUGCUGAAAUGUCUGCGGCUCUCAUCGGACCCCGUCACCCUGAAGCUAAGAAGGGAUCCCGCGAUAAAGGCGCACGUGCGUCGACUCCUGUCACCCGGGGAUGCAACCCUCGAGGAGAAUGCAAGCGAAAUUGGGAAAACAACUCGGGAAGAAAGUUCAAUCGCGUUAAACUCUAGAGACGUUAAAUCGUCGUCGAGUAGUGGUUGUGAAAACGAGGAAUCGAGAAAAUCUGGCUCACCGGUGUUAGCCGUAAAUUCACCCCAAAAUCCUCAAGGUGGUGGGGCCACGCAGUAUUCCACCAGAAGCAAUGGUUCCUAUAGCGAUCCUUCGAGUUCCUCAGAUUUGGAAGCCCUUUUACCACCAAUGGAUAGCUUCAAGGAAGAAGAACGUGCUCAGUGGGAGCCACUUUCUGGUGAAAAGUUUGGUCGUCAAAAGAACACGCCUAGGUUCGAAGCUUAUAUGAUGACCGGCGAUCUCAUGCUGAACCUGUCGCGAACGCAGCAAAGCAGCGGUUUCCUGCCGAAGUAUCAGAAGAAGGUCGACUCGCUUAGGUACAACAAUCAUCACUCCCACCAUCACCAUAAUCAUCACAAUCACCACCAUCAUAAGUCGGUACCUACCAGUCCUAACGAGAUGCUGGGCCAUCACCGUGCUUACAAGUGCACUGGCUCGAACUCGGCCAGCACUUCGCCGGUCGGGAUCAGCAAACGCGAGGGCGGCCAAUGCCCGAGCCAGGGCGACUCUAGCAAGCCCAAUGCCGCCGCGAGCAGUUUCGGUUAUUCGAGCGGCUUCGUACGUACCUCGCGCUCCGAGGAUCACUUGCAAUUCCAAAAGGACCCUUCGAUGAGCGCGGUGGACAUAGACAUUGACGAUGACGUCACGUCCAGCCUAAAUACCCUGUUGGACACGCGGCCGGACAGCGGCCAGGGCCUGUCCAGCGAGAGAAUCGUCUGGACGUACAACGCGCCGGUUAGCUCGUCCUCUGCCUCGGAGCGCACCUCCUGUUGCCAAAACGGCAGCUCCUCUCAAUCCUCAUCCUCGCCCUCGAGUUCCUCGAGCUCCUCCUCGACGGAGGGUACGAGCCCUCAGCGUUCCUUAUCACCUGCCUCCCCGACCUCAGUCUCGUCCUCCGUCAUGUCCUCCAAUUCUGGAUCCCGUAGGUUCCCACCACCGGUACCGACUGCUCCGCCGGCCCUGGUGGGACCCUCGGGCGACGGGACCACCUCCUCGACCUCCGGCCUACAUCCCACCAACGGCGACCUCAGCCAGUCGGAGGCCAUCAGCAACAUGUCCAGUCCGGACUACAACGACGAGGAGACCAUGGAUAUUCUCAGUGUGCGCGACAUUAUGAUGGUCAGUGAUCCCAGUGACAGUGACUCGACGAUACUCGCGAGCGAGCCACCUCAGAGGAGACUCAAGCAGAGCUCGGCAUCGAAUGCUAACGCUGCUACGCCUUCUUACGCUCAACAACAACAACAACAACAACAACAGCAACAGCAGGACCCUUCGGCUGAACAUAGGAUAGUAAUACAAGUUAAGGGACCGGACAAGGAUUCUUCUUCGAGAAACUCUAGUCCAAGACAGACAAGGAGAAGGACGAUUCCUUCUGGGGGUGGUGUUGGUGUUGGUGGUGGUGGUAACGCUUCCUCCAUUGAUCUCUUACCACCGAACAUUUCUACGGUACAAAAUGCUGCCCAACGAUCCUCCCCUUCGACUCUUACCUCUGGUAACGUUACUCCAGAGUUUGUUGGUUAUCAGGAGCUCAAGGAAAGCGAGGAUGAAAGGGAAGCUUACAGUACUGGAUUCUACGACGAUCAAAAACAUAGCAGUGCUUCCCCACCUCAAUCGGCCGACGAGGAAAGCGAUAUCGAGAGUCUCCAUAGCUUCCAUUACAGUCCAAAAGCGGUUGAUCUACCGUCUGCCGUUCGACUAGCUAAAAGGCUAUUUUCUUUAGAUGGCUUUAAGAAAUCCGAUGUCUCCAGACAUCUUAGUAAAAACAACGACUUCAGUAAAGCGGUAGCCGAGGAGUACUUGAAAUAUUUCAACUUUGAACGAGACACGCUGGACGUGGCUCUAAGAAAGUUCCUUGUGCAGUUCUCUUUAACGGGAGAGACCCAAGAAAGGGAGCGAGUUCUUGUACAUUUCUCUAAGAGGUAUCUUGAUUGUAAUCCCGGCACGUUUCGCUCUCAAGAUGCUGUUCACACUUUAACUUGUGCUAUUAUGUUGCUAAAUACCGAUCUUCAUGGGCAGAAUAUCGGUAGAAAAAUGUCGUGCUCGGAGUUUAUAGAAAAUUUAUCAGAACUCAACGACGGUGAUAAUUUCCCUAGGGAGGUGCUAAAGCAACUUUACAAUGCUAUCAAAUCUUAUCCCUUGGAUUGGGCUUUGGAUGAUGAGGGUGACGAAACGGCGGCUCAGGUGAUUCAACAGGGUGAUGGACCAGCGAUAGCUGGUACUGGAAAUCCAUUUCUCGAUGUGCCAAAUGUUACAGGUGCUACGGAGUUCAAGAAGGGUUACGUUAUGCGCAAAUGUUGUUACGAUUCAAACGGGAAAAAAACUCCCUUCGGAAAGAGAGGUUGGAAGAUGUAUUAUUGUACAUUGAGAGAGCUUGUAUUAUAUUUACAUAAAGACGAGCAUGGCUUCCGUAACGAUAGUUUACACAAUGCGAUACGUAUUCAUCAUGCAUUAGCUACAAAAGCAUCGGAUUACACGAAGAAACAACACGUUUUCAGGCUACAAACUGCCGAUCAAGCGGAAUAUCUUUUCCAAACGAGCGAUUCCAAAGAACUUCAAUCGUGGAUCGACACGAUUAAUUUUGUAUGCGCCAGUUUCUCUUGCCAGCCUCUCGCAGGAGCCGUCGGUUCUCAACGAAAAUUUCAGCGGCCUCUGUUACCAUGCAGUCACACCAAAUUAUCUCCUAGAGAACAGUUACGGGACCACGAGGACAGAGUUAACAGACUGGAAGCCGAAUUGGACGAACAUAAACGACAUCCUCAGGAAAAAGGAGCUAAAGCUUUAGCCGUACAAAAUUAUAAAGAGAAGGGUGCAUACUUGUAUCACGAGUUAAAAAGGUAUAAGACGUAUGCCUACUUGUUACGUUCAAGACUGGCAUUCACAGAAGUUGAACCAUCUCUGGUAGAAAGCAGUAUUGGUGAAGUGGAUGAAGGAAGUGGCGCUUUGUUGAAUGCUGACGUAGCGUUAGUACCUCCUCCAGUUCCUGAUCGACCAGCCAUAAAUAGCAUGUGUGGUCUAAUCCGUGCUGCUCCUACAAAUAUUGCGCAGCUAUACGGAAAUAUUAGCUCCAAUUUCUAAGAGAUAUUAACCGAAACUAACGAUGUACUCGAUUCCAUCACUUGUUAAGUACUGUAUCUUAUUGUACUUUGUACUCACACACAUACACUAUUUCUUUUAAUACAUAUAACCCCCAUCAUUCUAAACAGCAGGCGAUCAUUAAUACGGUAGUUGUAAUAUAUUCGUACGACAUUAUAAUAAUCAAUCGAUGCAGCAGAUUUCUUAUACAUUGUUAUUCAAAAUUCAAUUAUAUGCAUUAUAUCAUUUCGAUAAUUUUUGUAAUUAUCUCGAUGGAGAUAAUAUUAACGUUAACAAAAUUUAUCAUUUAUGGUUAUCAUUUGAAGAGAGACAUUUUGUUGGAAAAUAUUUGUUUUUCAAUUCGAUUGAUCUAUAUCAAAAUCACGAUAUGAAAAAUAAUUUCUAUUUCGAAACAUGUAUUUUAACGAGAUCUUGAUUUUAUUGAUUAACACGAUGUUUUUAAAUGUCAAGAAAACUGCUGUUUUAUAUUCGCCUGUACACUUAAAAAAAAAAAAAAAAAUACAAACAAACAAACAAACAAACAUUAAACUCGCAUUAAAUGAAUGUUCGGUGGUGAUUGGUGGUAAUGGUAAUAGACUAACUCGGCAUUAGUGUAAAUUACUCGCUAAUAACUAUAACUCAUAGGAUCACACACACACAUUAUGAGAUUAAAUAUCUAGAAAAGGCUCGAUUCAAAAUUUCGUGCCUUUGGGAGAAGAAAGAUAUAAAACAAGAAGAGUGUGUGUAGAGUGGUAACGAUGGUAAAAUACACAUAACUUACAUGCAUACACAUACACGGGACACAUGCACACAUACACACGCAAUUAGAAAAUGAUCGACAUCAGUCAUCUGCAUGUUAGGAAAUAAUUAUAAUAACGUUUCAUUCAAAACGAAUUCUUAUAAAAUAACAAUAAAAGGACAUUGUCCUCUUGUUGUUAGAUCUAUAGUGAAACUAAAAGAAAACCAAAGUCUUAAAUGCAAAAAGGAAGUUGUCAUAUAUAUACAUAUAAAUGCAUAUAUAUGCGAACGAGAUAUAUAAUCAUGUUUUAGCCUCUCGACAAGUAUAGAUGCAUUCGAUUAAUAUUCGGUUAAAAAACAUUACACAGUAUUCGAAAGUAUUUACCAUCUAAAUACGUGUAAUUGUUUUCGUUAUCAGAUAAAACAAUAUUUAUCUCGUUACGGAAACGUCUAACAAUUUUUUUUUUCGUUUCUUAUUACUGCUCUUAAACAAUUUUCGUUCAUCUUUUUUCUUUCUUUUUCUUCUUCUUUUUUCUUUUCUUUCCUUUUUUAAACUAACAUUUCAUAAAACUGCUCAUUGGCUUAUUUUACAAUUACAUUCUAAUGACGUGAACAAUGUAAUAUCGCUUUUUUCGUACUUUAAAAAAAAAAAA